UUCACCCCAGCAGCCAGCCUUUACGUAACAUUUACUUACGUAAACAUGUUUCAAUGUUUUCUAACUUAAUUCAAAAUUUACGAAAGCAUGGAAUUUAUUGUAAGUAUUUAUGGUUGCCUGUUUUUCAUUGGGUUUUUGGCAAAUGGUUUGCUAGGACUUAAAUUUGUGUGUGGACCGGGAGGCCAAACCACCAACCCAUUCCUCUAUGGACUAAUUAUCGCAGAUUUGUUCGUCUGCGGACUAAGUGGACCAGCCACACUAAUUGUCUUAGACGAUCAUCAUACCCUUUCCCAAAAUUGGCUGAUUUUUACCAAUUUCAUACAGUCAUGGCCUGUGUCAGCCAGUAAUAUAUCGAUGAUGGCCCUGUCUAUAAACCGAUAUCUGACAUUAAAGAACUUUAAGCCGACUAAUAAUGAAGCUAAAAGAAAGUUACUGACAACAGUCUUACUCGCUAUUAUAUGGGUAUCUGCGUUUGUUUUGGCAUGUAUCGAUUUGAUACAAGAAGAGGACCUGAGACCAGGAUUUCAGUUGUUGAAUGUGGUUGUGGGAUACGUGAUACCGAUAUGCGUGGUGCUAUCAUGCUACCUGUUGGUGUAUUUUAAGCUCACAACUUUGUCACUUAGAGCUAGAGCUAGUUGCGGAGAAGUACCUCUCCCGAUACCAAUGUUUAGACAACGGGAUAACUUUAUUAUCAUAUCAGGGUUGCCACAAGUAAAUAGAAGGCAUCUUAAGACUGAAGAACUUGUGCAGGUUGAAGAAGACAUAUCACUAAUGAGAAGGACCACGUUAAAGAAUAGAAAACGGCUAGCCAAUUCGAUGUUGUUUAUGGCUAUCGCCUUUCUUAUCAGCUGGUUUCCAUAUAUAAUCAGUCAAUUUUGUCUGCAAUUAAACAUAUCCCCCUACAUUAACCUGCAGUACUCCCUUUUGCUUGGCCAAUUCCCCUCGGUUUUCAACCCAAUUAUCUACUGGUCGUACAACCGCAAGUGGCCCAAGUUCUCUUUCAAGCUACCCAAUUUCACUUUGCAUAGAAGUGCUUCAUCCACGAAUGAAGCCAAUCUUGGACCGUUUAAUCCGAAGCUGGUCAGACCAAGGCGCAACUCUCUCGACGACAAACAGUUACGUCCGAAACCGUGCUAUCCAGCCGAUAGUGAACAAAUCCCUUCACCAACCGUUGAAGUUGCACCAAAACCAACCGAGCCCAGAUCGUUCAAUUCGCGAUCGCAAAAAAUGAAAACUGAUCGACUUAAACCUUUAACGGAUCGUCCACCAUUCGUUAAAUCAAGAUCUUCUGACUUGUUCUACUAA
Brassicogethes aeneus is the source of this 1305-nucleotide messenger RNA. NCBI's taxonomy places the organism in Eukaryota, Metazoa, Arthropoda, Insecta, Coleoptera, Nitidulidae. The record is from the annotation of a GenBank genome assembly.